UGCCGGGGGAACCCAGCUCUUCCUGCACGAACCUGAAACCUCUGCUGUACGAGCGCCUCUUUCAGCACUGCACCACUGCACCCGUCGACCAAUCCGGGGUGUCUCUCAUUCAGCCGGAGGCCCCCCAGCUGACGGUUGGUGCCUGGGCGUCCAGGCGGAGCAGGGACGAGGGCCUGGAUUCUCUUCAUCUGCGGCCGAAGCAAAGGGAAGACUGACUUUUGUGGCAUUUUCCCGCUUCUCUUUCAUUCACUGGGCCUUUAUGUGUGAGGGGGACUCGAGGAAUCUCAUUUCUGUUUGAGGUGUGGGACAUGGACGAUCUGAGCUGAAGAUGGGAUCCAUAGUGUCGUAUUUUUCCCAGCUGUGUGGAAAACAGACAAAUCGAGAGGAGGAGAGACACCUGCGAGCUAACGACAGACCCUUCAACCUCUCGUACCACUAUGCCAACAACGCCAUCACGACCUCCAAGUACAACAUCUUCACCUUCCUGCCGCUCAACCUCUUCGAGCAGUUCGGGAGACUCGCCAACACCUACUUCCUCUUCCUCCUUUUACUUCAGCUAAUCCCACAAAUCUCCUCUCUCUCCUGGUUCACCACGGCCGUCCCUCUGAUUCUCGUGCUGUCUAUGACAGCCGUGAAGGACGCCAGCGAUGACAUAAACAGACACAAAAGCGACAAUCAGGUGAACAACCGCCGAGUGGACGUCCUCAUCGAUGGAGAACUGAGAAGUGAAAAGUGGAUGAAUGUCCAGGUUGGGGACAUCAUCAAACUGGAGAAUAAUCAGUUUGUUACCGCCGACCUCCUGCUGCUGUCCAGCAGUGAGCCUCUCAACCUGGUGUAUGUAGAAACUGCUGAGUUAGACGGUGAAACCAAUCUGAAGGUGAAACAGGCCCUGACUGUAACUGGAGAGCUGGGGGACAGCGUGGACGCACUGGCUGGUUUCAACGGUGAAGUGCGCUGUGAGCCUCCCAACAACCGUCUGGACAAAUUCAAAGGCACCAUGACUCUGAGCGGACAGGCCUACUCCCUGGACAACGACAAGGUGCUGCUGCGAGGAUGCACCCUGAGGAACACGGAGUGGUGCUUCGGCCUGGUCAUCUUCGGAGGUCCCGACACCAAGCUGAUGCAGAACAGUGGAAAGACAACGUUCAAACGGACGAGCAUCGACCACCUGAUGAAUGUCCUGGUGUUGUCUAUCUUCGGUUUCCUGGCGUCCAUGUGCACCGUCAUGGCCAUCGGCAAUGCGAUCUGGGAGACGCAUGAGGGCUUCGUGUUCACGACCUUCCUCCCCCGGGAACAAGGUAUUGAUGCCGCCCUCUCCUCCUUCCUGUCCUUCUGGUCCUACGUCAUCGUCCUCAACACGGUGGUGCCCAUCUCUCUCUACGUCAGCGUGGAGAUCAUCCGCCUGGGGAACAGCUUCUACAUCGACUGGGACAGGAAGAUGUACUACCCCAAGAGCGACACCCCCGCCCAGGCGAGGACCACCACGCUCAACGAGGAGCUCGGGCAGAUCAAGUACAUCUUCAGCGACAAGACGGGGACCCUGACGCAGAACAUCAUGACUUUCAACAAGUGCUCCAUCAACGGGAGAUGUUUUGGGAAGCUUCUUGACUUUGCCGGACGACAAGUGGAAAUCACAGAGAAGACGGAGACGGUGGACUUCUCCUGGAACCAGCUAGCGGAUCCGAAGUUCGUCUUCUACGACCACAGUCUGGGGGAGAUGGUGAAGGAGGGAAACCCUGAGGCUAAGGCCUUCUUCCGCCUGCUGGCUUUGUGCCACACCGUCAUGCCUGAGGAGAAGAAAGAGGGAGAGCUCUACUAUCAGGCGCAGUCUCCCGACGAGGGCGCUCUGGUGACGGCGGCGAGAAACUUUGGCUUCGUGUUCCGCUCACGUACGCCAGAGAGCAUCACGGUCUUCGAGAUGGGCAGAAAAGUCAUCUACGAACUUCUGGCCGUCCUUGACUUCAAUAACGUGCGCAAGAGGAUGUCGGUCAUAGUGCGUAGCCCCGAGGGGAAGUUGACUCUGUUCUGCAAAGGAGCGGACACCAUCAUCUUUGAAAGACUCCACCCGUCCUGCAAGAAACUGAUGGAUGUCACCAACAGUCACCUGAACGAAUACGCAGGCGAAGGUCUCCGCACGCUGGCUCUCGCCUACAAGGAAAUAGAUAAGAGCUACAUGGAAAACUGGAGAGAGCGCCACCAUGAGGCCAGCACCGCCAUGGACGGACGGGAGGAGCGGCUGGAUGAACUUUACGAGGAAAUGGAGAAAGAUCUUCUGCUGCUGGGAGCGACCGCUGUGGAGGACAAGCUGCAGGACGGAGUUCCACAGACAAUAGAGCAACUGGCUAAAGCUGACAUCAAGAUUUGGGUGUUGACCGGAGAUAAACAAGAGACGGCGGAGAACAUCGGCUACUCCUGCAACAUGCUGAGAGAGGAUAUGAAGGAGAUUUUCAUCGUGGCAGCGAACACGCCUGAAGGAGUCAGAGAGGAGCUGCAGAAUGCGAGAAGGAAAAUGUGUCCAGAGGCCGAGGAGGAGCCGAGCGUGGUCCGGGCUCGUGCCGGCCUCUUCUGGAGUCACAAAACUGAGACGGUGCAGGAUGAGAAGGUGGACGGAGAUUACGCCCUCGUUAUAAACGGACACAGUCUG
Paralichthys olivaceus (Japanese flounder) is the source of this 2644-nucleotide messenger RNA. The record is from RefSeq and is a predicted model, not a curated record. Lineage: Eukaryota; Metazoa; Chordata; Actinopteri; Pleuronectiformes; Paralichthyidae.